Exaiptasia diaphana is the source of this 3228-nucleotide messenger RNA. Its product is annotated as COP1-interactive protein 1. Bases 1 to 3228 code for a protein of 1075 amino acids. Lineage: Eukaryota; Metazoa; Cnidaria; Anthozoa; Actiniaria; Aiptasiidae. The record is from RefSeq and is a predicted model, not a curated record. The transcript has 9 exons.
AUGUCUACAAAUUUGUCCGGAAAUCCUCCGUCCUUGGCUUUUGCACCAUCACUCGCUGGACGCCCCCAAUCAAGUAUUCCAACGCUUGGAUCAGUAGUAAGACCAAUUACUCCAGUGAGCCUUGAAAACAUCACAUCAGCCAAAGCCGAGAAGAAAACAAAGAAYAUCGCGAGACCAAGAUCCGCAAUCCCRUCUCCAUCAAAGAAUGCGGCAAGGUCCAAUUCCUUCCUUUCCACCAAGCGGAUUGUGCCUUGCCCUCCAAACGUACCUAAACCUGGGAAAUCAUUCCCCAGAAGACGUCAAACAGUUGUUCCAGCUACCUACAUUCAACCUCGUAAGAGCCCUGAGCUUGGAGGUCCAUAUGCGCUAGCUGUGGUUGGCAAAACUGUAGGAAAAGCUGACAAAAACACCUCGCAAUUUGARGAAAAAUCGAAUCAGGACCUUGUCGAAGAAAAGGAACAAUUAGCGUACAAGAGCAAAAUUCCAAGAUCCUUCGACAGGUUCAAGGCCGCUACACCUUGCUACAGUCGAUGCAACAGUCUUGWAGWACAGACUGAAAGYCUUGAUGCCAUCAAUGGMGGGCCUUUGUUUACAGAAGAAUCAGACAAGGGCUCCUACAAGCCAGUUACGGUCAUCAUCAAGAAGAAGUGUGUAUCAGAAACGGCUUUACUGAGCGAAGAAAAGACCGAAGGACAAUCAUCUCCCGAGCUAAGCAAACARGUCCGUCUCAGCCGCUCUAGAUCAGCUCGUCAUGUUUUAGACAUGGGAAAAGUYGACAUCAAUGCACAUUAUUACCGUGACUUGGCCAUCCAAAUGGAAAAGCCUAAAGCGCUUCUUCGAUCCAGAUUUGACAAGCCAGACAUUUCCAGCAAAGCACGAGAAAUUCUGCCUUCAAAAUUGACAUCAGAGCGGCUACAAGCAGUCUUCCAGGAACGAAUGACACGAGACUUCCAUCAUCGCAAGUGUGGUGAACUCAUUGACGAAAUUGCCUUGAACAACGCCGUGAAAGAAUUCAAAAACAUCCAUGACAUGCUGCUCAAAAUGAAAAGAAAAUAUUCUCCCAAGAAAGAUCAUGGCAGUGACAUCUUCAUCAGCAGUUUCUCUGAGAAUACAUCUGGAAGUAACAUCCUUGUCCUCAAAAAUCUGGCCAAUGAGCUGUGCAAGAUGGUGACUGAGGUCGACAACAGCGUUUCACUUGUUCAGAAAAGUGCUCAAAACCUUGUUGGUGAAUUCCAGGACCGUCUUUCCAAAACAACAGACAAACUUAGCAACGAUCUUCUACUUCAACAACARGAGGUCCAGAAACUCAGGCAGGCUAAUAUUGAGUUGGAAUACUCCAUUAAAGAAAAGGACUGCAACUUUGAGUCUCUGCAAGCUCUUGUUGACAAUUUGAACGCGGAAAAUGAUAAGCUUGAAAAACGCUGCCGUGAGCUUGAAGAAAGCAACGAGAGAGCUACGCUUGAGCUUACAUUCCGUUGCCGUGAGCUGAACAACUUGAGAUGCGACGUCCAAAGAAGAGAUGUCUGCUCCUCCCAGAUGCUUGAUGAGUACCACAACAUGUGGAGAGAAAAGAACCAGUUGAACACUCAGAUUUSUUUGAUGCAGACAGAUCUCAGUGUUGCUGAGAACAGAAGACUAAUUCUUUGCACWGAGAGCAACGAGCUGAGAGAACAGAUUGACAAUCUCAUGAGGCAGGUCAGAGAGCUUGGAGGAAGUGUUCCUGAAUUUGAAGAGGCAACAAAUCAAGACGAUUCCAACAGUYUAAAUGAWMAGCCAGACUUAGCCRCUGAGUUUGCCCUCAAGCCAGCCAAAAGCUUCAGAUGUUUACACACAGCUGAUGCUGACCCCACUUCAAGUGUCGACCCKAAGCACAUCUCGUCAGACGAGUACAUCGUGUUUCUUAACGAAGGCGAGCUACAGAAUGGUCUGCAUGACAAGGGGGAAGCUGAGCUCCUCACUAACAAAGAGGCUCGACCUGCGAAAGAAUUUUCCAAUGGUCAGAAUCAUCAAAUGGUUAAUGGGCGAGAAGGUGUUGUGAUGCAAAUGGCUGACGGAUUGGAAAUUAUCAUUCCGCAGGACGUGGCUGAACGACUUAUGAAUCUCGAGUUGGCCAUCCAGGAGCGAAACAUCCAGCUCACCGAGUUCCAGGAGAUGAUUGAUUCCUUGAAAGAGCAGAACUCCAACCUCGAGCAGGAGAAGGAGGAAGAGAUUGAGAAGUAUUCAAGCUUYCGACAGGAGACACUGGAAGAGGCCCAGCACCUCAGAGACAUACACAGCCGUCUUCAAGAGAAGGAGAAGGAGCUAGACGAGCUGUUGCGCAAGAAUUCAAAAGAGGAUUCAAACAAAGGUGAUGCUGCGAAUACCAAUGGAGAUGACGGCGGAACUGACUGGUUCGAGGAGUGCGUAAAGGUAUCCAAACGCGUCAAAGAACUCCAGGAUCUCUUGGAUCGGCAAGAUGGAGUAUUCAAAGAGAUGGAAGCACAGAGGGAGGCUUUUAAAGAAGAGAUUAAAAAGCUGAAGGAGUCGACUACAAAGAAGGAAGACGAUGAAUCCGUCGYUCUCCAGGGUGUACCAGAAUUGCUGAAGGACAUCCAGAAUGUGGUCGACAAGUUGCGGAAGAAAGAUACCCGUACAAAGAACACUCCAAAGCCAAUCCGCUUCUACUCUGACACUGAUCUUGCCGCGAAGGAACUGCAAAGCAUGAAGAAAGCCAAGACCAAUGCCGUGUUYAUCGUCGCAGAUGCCUUCUCAACAAGUGACAAAGAAUUUGCUUACAAGAGAUUCAAUAAGAAAAAGAACAAGAAGUUGCGCAAAAAGAUGAAGAUCAAGAGUUUGCUUGAGUCAAACACAACCCUUMGAGACACUGUAGGCAUUCAAGAGGAAGUGGCACCCAGUGAUAACGCUCCAUGCCAACCAUCUUCUCAUUUGGAGCUAAAGGCUAACGAGGGAUUGUCACCCGAGGAAAGCUCAAAGGAAACGAUUCGACUUGAGAAAUGCUCUACUGAUGAGAAGACAACCCAAGAAGACUCUGCCGAAACAGAAGUGCUUCAAUCCUCUGCAACCACAGAAUCAACCCUAGAAGAAGGCGCAGKUGAGGAACAAUUGGUYYAURGAGAAKUAAUUGCCGAUGCAGAGASAGGAAGACAUCUAUCUCCUGAGCCCACAGWAUCACUCCAGGGAGACGACGCAGAGGAGACAGARUUGGCCCAAGGGCAAGAAGCCCCAUAA